AAUGUGAUUGAGGUUUAAAUUUAUACAAUACAAAAAAUCUGAACAUAUUUUAAGCGAUAUUUCUUCGCUUUUUCUUUGGGAAAGCGAGAUGUUUGUCGAGAAGCUAAGGGAGGAGAUGUACAACAUCAUUUCUAAAGAGAGAGUUCUUGUAUUGGUAACAAUGGAUGCUGAUGCAUUAUGUGCUUGUAAAAUCUUACAGUGGUUAUUCAAGUGUGACAGUGUUGAGUAUACAUUGCUACCAGUCAGAGGGAGAGAUGACCUAAUCAAUGCUUAUGUCGAUUAUGCAGAACAGAUUAAACAUAUGGUUCUGAUCAACUGUGGGGGGAACAUAAAUAUCUUGGAAUUACUACAGCCAUUAGAUGAUGUUAUUUUCUACAUUGUCGACAGCCGACGGCCGCUAGAUUUGGAUAACAUCUACAAUCAAGAUCAGAUCAAGAUCCUCAUGAAAGAAGGAGAGACAUUAGAAAUACCAGAAUUUGAUGAUAUCUAUGCAUCUUCAGACGAUGAUGAAGAGGAGUCAGAUGAAGAAGGAACGCCAAUGAAGCGACGGAGAACAGAAGACUCUGAAUCGCCCCAUAAAUCAAAAAAAGAAAAACGCAUCUGGGCCAAAAAGAGGCAAAGUAUUCUCACUCAAUAUUACCAAAACGCCUUCCACGGAUCUUCAUCAGCCAUGGUUCUCUAUGAGCUUUGUUGGAAAAUGAGCAAAGAUUCCAAUUUACUUUUAUGGUGGUCUGUUGUGGGUCUAACGGACCAACUCAUAAACGAAAGAAUAGACAACGAUAAAUACGUCUCUGACGCCCAAAUUCUCCAUGAACAUGUUUUACGUCUUAACCACGACACGGGAGAAAAUGGUACAUCCAUAAACUGUAUGAAAAUUUCGUUCGACCACGAACUUCGUCUUGCGUUGUAUCGCCAUUGGUCCAUCUUUGACAGUCUUUGUCACUCCGGCUUCACCGCUUGCAUGUUCCGAGUUUGGACAUUGAAGGGAAAGAGAAGACUUCAUGAGUUCCUGGCAGAGUUAGGAUUACCUUUGCAUCAAUGUCAACAAAAGUUCUCUGCAAUGGACGUGUCCUUGAGAAACAAGCUAAAAGAAUCCAUCAUACAAGUCGCUGAAAAAUAUGGGCUGGAGGAGAUUCUGUUCGGCUCAUUCAAUGUACAAAUGGGAUACAAAAACAAACUUUGUGCCAGCGAUGUUGUCUUUGCAACGACUGCUUUGUUAGAAAAUUCUACGGAGGAAGGCAAAACCUAUUCCGAAAAUUUCCUGGACGCUCUUGAUGGCCUGUCCUGGUGUUCGUCAGGUUUGGAAAAACUACAGGGAGGGUUGGAACUCUCGAAGAAACAUCUUGUUGCUAUCUGGAAUCAGGUUCAUUCAUUUAUCAGCAUGCAUCAAGUGGUUUGUGCUGGACCAUUUCUUUACGCCCACAUUCGCGAGGGAGCUCCAGAUGUAAAAGUGUUUUCAACGCGGAUGAACGUAACGAGACUCGCACGAUUCGUCCUCAAUUGUUAUGUGAUCAUGUCGAAAAACAAGCGAGCUGCGACGUUACCAUUUGUUCUGGCAUCGCCACUUGAUUCUGAAACAGGAACCUGCAUUGUUGUUGGGAUACCUCCAGUCGCUGACGAGUCCAGAAAAAAUUUUCUGGGUCGUGCAUUUGAAAUAGCAGCAGAAAAGACUAAAACAAGAUCACGGCAUGACCAUUGUGAGCCUGCAGUCGUGGAAGUCAAAAGCGAGGAUCGUGGAAAAUUUUUCGACGCACUUUCUGCUCUGUUAGCCUAAAAGGUAUAUCACUGAUC
Messenger RNA from Dendronephthya gigantea, 1791 nucleotides. Its product is annotated as cell division control protein 45 homolog. The transcript is spliced from 24 exons. Gene Ontology annotation, cellular component: DNA replication preinitiation complex. Bases 89 to 1774 code for a protein of 561 amino acids. Gene Ontology annotation, biological process: DNA replication initiation; mitotic DNA replication preinitiation complex assembly; double-strand break repair via break-induced replication. Lineage: Eukaryota; Metazoa; Cnidaria; Anthozoa; Malacalcyonacea; Nephtheidae. The record is from RefSeq and is a predicted model, not a curated record. Gene Ontology annotation, molecular function: DNA replication origin binding; chromatin binding; single-stranded DNA binding.